Cyprinodon variegatus (sheepshead minnow) is the source of this 6165-nucleotide messenger RNA. RefSeq names its product sprouty-related, EVH1 domain-containing protein 1-like (gene spred3). The record is from RefSeq and is a predicted model, not a curated record. Gene Ontology annotation, molecular function: protein kinase binding. The transcript is spliced from 6 exons. Gene Ontology annotation, cellular component: membrane. Gene Ontology annotation, biological process: negative regulation of MAPK cascade; multicellular organism development. Lineage: Eukaryota; Metazoa; Chordata; Actinopteri; Cyprinodontiformes; Cyprinodontidae. Bases 229 to 1797 code for a protein of 522 amino acids.
GCCAGCGGAAAAUGGCUGCUGCAACCUCAAGCCUAUCCUGAUAGACAGAAACGACAUCAAGGUGGAGAGAGUGUGUGAGAGAGAGACGGAGGAAGAUUAGGAAAAUGAGAGCAGAUGGAGAGAGAAGGUGAAGCGAGUCUGAGUGUUUCCUGAAAGGAGGAAUAAAAAAGAAGAGGGAGAGAGGAGAGCCUGGGGUGGGCUGCUGCAAGCGGCGGGCAACACCGAGCCAUGGAGGGCGAUGUGCGUGUUCGCGCUGUGGUGAUGACACGUGAUGACUCCAGUGGCGGUUGGGUUCAGCUUGGAGGCGGCGGCCUCAGUCACGUGGUCAUAUGCAAAGGGAGGAGCCAUGAUGGCAGGAGCCGGAGAGAGUACACCAUUCGUGGAGAGCGACUGCGAGACCGAGCACCAGUACUGGAGUGUGCUGUCCAAAGAGGACUGGUAUACAACAAGGUGAAUCCCAUCUUCCAUCACUGGAGAGUAGAGGAUCAGAAAUUUGGCCUUACAUUCCAGAGUCCUGCUGAUGCCAUCUCCUUUGAAAAAGGGCUGCAGACUGUCUUAGACAAGCUGGAAAGAGGUUCUGACUCGCCGUCGUCCUCCACGCCAGAAGAGGCUGACACUGAAGAUGAUGGUCAAGCUUCCCAUACAGGAAGUGAGUCGUCGUCCAACAGCAGAAAGGAGAUGCUUCCCAAAUCUAUCACCAUAGUGACAAGCGAGUCCUCAUCCACCUGCUUCGUCCUGCCAGAAGAGUUCAGCUUUGGAUCCAGCCAUGCCGUCACCACUCACACGCCUGCUCAGAUCCACACCAGGCCAGGACAGCACCAGCUCUCUCAAAUGACGACUGUGUUAAACCCCCCAGCGCCCCCACCUCCUCCACCAGCUCCACCAACUCCUCCUGCGGGUCCCCCAGCCUCCUCCCCUCUGUCCCCUCUGUCACCAACCAUUUCGCUGCUGGAAGAAGGGGAUCUACGCAGUGUGGAUCCUUGCAAAGAUCUGUGGGGUUCCCGGGGCUAUGAGGAUUAUAGACGUGCGGGUGCGACAAGGACUAUGGUUGGGGGGCUGACAGGGGGAGUUGUCGUCGGUGGUGGGGGGAGUCUACAGGACAAGUCGGAGCUCUGCGUCGUACGCUUCGAGAAGGAGUUGGCCGGAGUGGGUACGGCUGGCUGCGAGGUGACUGUGAGCCUUGACAGCAAAGCCUCCCAGCGCCUGUCAUCGUCGUCGCCUACCUGCAUGUCCAUGCCCAAUGCCGUGUCAGGAGUGUCCUCAGGUGCGGGCUCACCCCAGGAGACGGGUAAAGGAUCCCCCUCCCCUUGCUGCAUCCACACCUCGCUGGCCGCGUCCCGGUCGCGGACUCGUAAGAGAGGAGGAGGGGCCAGCAGCAGCGAUCCGGGGGCCAUCUCGCCCGAUGACGACAGCCCGUGCCCUCAGGCGUCAUCAUCGUGCUCAUCACGCUGCGUGUACUGCCGCUCAGUUUUCAGCGCCUCAGAGAAUGGGCGGGGCCGCUGCAGGGACGCCCCUGACCCGGCCCUGCACUGCCUCCGCCAGUGGACCUGUGUGUGGUGCGCAGAAAGCCUGCUCUACCACUGCAUGUCGGACUCUGAGGGAGAGUUUUGGGAGCCUUGUUCGUGUGAUGACUCUAUGGGGGGCCACCCGCACCCCCUCUGCUGUGCCCGCUGGUUGGCCCUCCUGGCCCUGUCCCUCUUCGUGCCCUGCAUGUGCUGCUACCUGCCUCUGCGCGCCUGCCUGCGAUGUGGGGAGAGGUGUGGCUGCUGUGGGGGAAAGCACAAAGCGGUCCGAUGAGGCCAGGCUGAGGGGUAGGAGGGCUUCCCUGGACCGAGGGGUCUGGGUAUCAGUUGGGUGGAACAGGUGCUCUCAGCGGAACCAGACAUCCAACGCAGUCCUCCAAAGCCCCACAGCCUUCCACUGAUUUCUGCUCUUUCUCCUUUCAACCGGGGGGCCUUCCUCAAUGGUCCAUGCCUGCUGCAGGUGCUCUGCACUCAGACCAGGCUCUUUGGGAGUCAUCUGGAGCCUUCGUAGUGGAUUUACCGGGGCGUGGCUAUAAAGCCGUCAAUGACGUUAGUAAAGAAGGAAGGUUGGCAGAGGCAACAAUGGUGUGUACACUGUUUCAAAUGUCCGUUUGUUUUUUGUUUUUGUUUUUUUUUUAUUUAGCAAGAAAAUCUUUGAAAAAACAGCAACAAAAGAUGUUUAUAUAUAUGAUUGUUAUAAUUUUAAUUGGUAUAUUUUAUUAAAUGUAAAACACAUCAACAGAAUCCCCAAAUGGCACACACACAUAUACACACCCUCACGUAUUCACAGACACAAGCUCUUGGGGAAGUUAUUUGUUCCAUGUUAAACAGACGUCACCCUUUACCUCUAAUUUUACCUCAGAUGUUACUCAAACCUGGGUUAGAGAUUAAAAAAAGGAGAAACACAAAGGGCGAAAGAUUCAGAAAGAGCAAGCACAAACAAGUGCAGUUUUCAUCCAUGCAUCUGAGACCACAAGCAUCGUCUUCUAGUUAAAGUGCACGAAUUAUCAAAUGCAAACAGACAAUUGAUGUUAAGGGAAGCUGCAAUGACAACUACAAAGACGUACAAGUCAUAAUAGUCCAUGAUAGUCCUUGGUGACCUAGCUUUGGUUUCAUCAGAGUCGGCCCAAUGUUGUACUUGGCUGUAUUUAAUGUGAGGAGGCCCACUUCCUGUUAAGCCCAUCUCCCACUGGCGACUACUAACAGUUUCAAUGCAGAUUUGUACAAGUCAAGAAGGGGUGCCUCAUUUUUAACUGGCUGUGCUUACAAGCAAUCAUGGCUAUUACUGGGAUGCAAAAAAAAUCAGAACAGUACUGGGUAAAUAAAAUAAAAACAUACCUUUAUUUAUAGGGAAAAUAAAACCAUCCAAACUAGCUUAGACCUAAAAAAAGCAAUCACCGCCCCUAGAUAGAAUAUGAGAAUAUAAGAAAAUAUGUUAAAUAGAUUCUGUCUGACAUCCUGACGUAUAUCAGAACACUGUAAUGUUUUCCAGCAUUUCCACUCAAAACCCAAUAACCUCUAGAGAUUAUGAUCAGUUAUAUUUGAGUGAUAUACCUCAAGAUGUAAAUACCUAAUAUUGUUAUUUAAAUGACAGCUGAUGAAAAUACUGAAGAUAGUUUUUUUCUUCCCAAAAUUUGAAUAGUAUUUUAAAAGCCUAAUAAAAACUAUGACAGUAUCUGCCCUUAGCGUUUAGUUAAUGAAUAAGUGCAUCAAAGCAGAUUUGAAUGGAGGCAAACAGAUUUGCUGGGAUGUUAAGGAAAUAUACCCUGAAAAAAAUAAUGCAACCGUCUUUGGCAUUUACUUAGUUAUAUUUAGUUACUUUAUCACAAUUGUUUCAUGUUGGCAAGGUAGGAAUAAAACAAUUGUGUAAAGUAAACAAAUACAGUAUAAUUAAGUAAAUGCCAAAAGCUGUUGCAUUAUUUUUUUUAUGUAGAUUGCCUUUAAUAUUGUCCAUCAGCUCUGCAUUGUUUUCUUAGGUGUCUUUUAUCAAUAUUCUACUGAUUCUCUGAGAUAUUUAGGUCAGGUGAGUCCACCAGCCAAUCAAUACAUGGCAAUACAUGGCCGUUAAAGCACUUUGACGCUCUCUUAAAAGAAGUCACUAUUUUACUAGAUGUGAAUCAUCUAGAGAUGUUCUGAAAUCUCCUAGUAGACGGCUGUACUAGCUGCCCUUACUGUGGACGCUCCACAUUGGACCACAACCAAUUUGGCUUUUGUGCCUCUCUUUUCAGUCUGCAAACUACUGGACCUUCAUCUCCUUAUGAAAGGAUAAAUAUAUUUCACAUCAUAAGAGGAGUUUGCACCUUUUUAGAAGCCCUUUUACUGCUCAGGCCAGACACUUAUGAUGAUGCCUCUCGCUAAAGAGUGGUUUAACAUUAGGAAUGUGACCGUUGUCUUGAAAAGGUCUGUAGAAGUGACCCAAAAAGCUUUUCAUUUUUUUAUUAACUCAACUAACCAAUAUGCUUACAGACAGUUAGCUUUAUACAGAUUGUUUAGAAUUUACAUUUUGUUGUCUGCCUUCCUAACUGGAUGGUUGGUGACUGAAUACUGGACAAUUGUUUAGCAAACUUCCUCAUCGACCAUUGUAUUUGAAACUGAAUGUUUGGUUUUCAUCAUUAGAAAACUAUAGCCGUUAAAGUCAGCAGGAAUGCUGCUUGACGUAUAUCACUUUUUUUCUAACUGACCUUUACUUGACUUUAAAUUUCUGAGUGAAAUUCGAAUAAAAAUCGAAACUCUUUUCUAUAGAUUUAAUGCAGUUAUAUUUAGCAGAUGUUGAAUACAUUACAGGUUUUGUAAUUCCCAAAUCAACUUUUUAGAAUUAAAAGCAAUUCUCAUUACAAAACAGUACGUUUUGGGUAAAAAUAUUAAUUCUGUGAAAUGUUAAUCUGAUGGUUGUUUAGACCCUGAGGAGGGGCUCAGUUUUCUUAUACCUUGGGCCGACUCUGUGCAUCAAGCAGUAAACACCAUUCAUUUGCACGUUUCCCCCCAUUUUUCCAUAAAGUUGUGAUAUUAUUCAUAAAAAACACCUGAUCCCACUCACAUACCUGAUGAAUCAGAUGAGCUGCUUAAAACUGAGGCCUCUGAUUGAGUUUAUUCUACCUAACAGACACACAGGGACCCUACAGGAUCCAGAUCAACAGAGAAACCACCAAAAAAGAAAGUGCAAUGUACAUCUAGGACAGGAUAUUUAUGUACCAGUCCUCCAGGUUGGGAAUUAGAAACCAAAAAGUUUAAAGUGGUGCUGUGUUUAGUAUUAGUAGCUGAACAGGAAAGGAGCAUACAUUUUAAAAUGCUGCUGCAACUUCUAAGGAACAGAAUCCAUCUUAUGUCAGUUUUUAGUUUGCAGAAUAUAAAAAUAAAAAGAAUCAAAUAUGACACAAAUUUAUUUUAUUUAACAUGCUUGACAUUCUGGCUGUGACUACUGUCUCUAAAAACUAAAACUACAUCUUUUAUGAUCAAGGGGAGCGAAAAUGUAUACAAAAAAAUAUGAACCAAAAAGCAUACAAAUUAGUAAACAGUUGCACUUUAUUCUGAAACGAGGAUUUCUAUAAUAAAAAUAAAUGCUUUUCAUCAGUUAGGUUGAAUGCACUUAUACAGCAGCGCUUUCAAUGUGUGCAUGUUUCUCAUCAUUCAAUUGGCUGCUGCAAAUUCUUUCUUUAAACAUCACACUGGUUUGUAGAAUCAGUAUUGUGGAGGUAUUUGUUAGAAAUUCAAAUUUAUAGCGAUCUCAACAUUUCCUUCUCUACUUGAUGAGAAAAAUGUGGCGAUUAUGAUAAAAAUGCAUUUUAUCCAGCUGUAUUUGACAAGGCCAGAAAGUUUAUCAGGGAAAUACUUUUGAUUUAUUUCGUUAUGAGCUAAAAUGUAACACAAAUGGCUUAACGUCCACCAAGAGCUGUAAAAUCCCAAUCUUCUCCACAGGUUGUUUUUCAAAGCCCCCCUGCAACAAUAACUUGGUGGAAAAAAACAAAACAAAAAACUGAUACCUGGAGAUAGAGAACAUUUUUCCCAAACUUGUUUCAGAACUUACCCUUGAUUUAAGCUUCUUUUAUUUAGAUUCAUGCCUCAGCCUGAACUAAAUACUCUAAAGUCAACAGAUUUCCCACCUUGUCAUAAGAAUGGCGGCGUAGGGUACAACCAUAGUGACAUAUUGUGAAAAAGGUAAGAACACAAUUUAUGGGAAUGUUAUGAAUAUUUGAUAUAUCGAGGGCAAAAAAAGCCACGAUUCAAUACACAACUUGUCAAAGAUUUUUAUUAAAGAGAAAUUAAACUGUAGAAAAAGAUAUUUAAAGAAAUGCAUCUAAAAUUACUUGAGUUUCUAUUUGGUAUUUAAUUAUUUAAUAGUCUUGUGUUGGAGCAAAAUACAAAUUUCUCUUAUCUGUUUUAAAUGUCAGCAAAAUGCAAGCUGAUUGGUCGGCAGUUGAAAUGAUUUGCAAUUCAACCAAUCAGGUAACAUCAUUUAUUUAAUCAGCAAAAGCUGCUAAACCGAAGCACAGAAAAUAUGAAAUUAUUAAAUCAAUACUUAAAUUAAGAUUUCUCGUUUUUUAUCUAUUGCAGUUUGAGUUAAUAAUUAUUCUAAUUUGUUUAUUUUAACAAAAACUUAUAGAUGUUUCAAAAAUAUUUUUGUAUUUAUCAUAGUUUAUUAUUC